AUGCGCUUGGAAGCCUCAAUUGAUGUUGCAAGACUUCUCUUGCAUCAUGGAUUACCUUUCCGAGGUCAUGACGAAAGUGAAUCCUCAACAAAUCAAGGCUUAUUUCUAAGCUUUUUGCGGUGGCAUGGGGACAAGCAUCCGGAUGUGGGAAAAGUAAUAUUAGAAAAUGCUCCACAAAAUGAUACUUUAACUUGUCCUAUGAUUCAAAAGGAUAUUGUCAAUGCUUGUGCAAAGGAAACAAUGAAAUCUAUAAUUGAAGACUUGAAUGAAUAUUACUUUGGUAUAUUAGCCGAUGAAUCCAAAGAUAUCUCGCACAAAGAACAAAUGGCUCUUGUUUUGCGGUAUGUUAAUAAGAAUGGUGAAGUGGUAGAACGAUUUGUUGGCCUUGUCCAUGUUAGUGAUACAUCGGCAUGCUCAUUAAAGGAAGCAAUAUAUUCUUUGCUUUCGGAUCACUCACUAAGUACAUCCAAAAUAUGUGGACAAAGUUAUGAUGGAGCUAGUAAUAUGAAGGGAGAGAUAAGUGGUCUCAAGACUUUAAUUAUGAAAGAUAGCUCAUCGGCGUAUUACAUUCAUUGCUUCGCUCAUCAAUUGCAAUUAACACUUGUAGCUAUUACUAAAAAGCAUUUGGAUGUUGAAGACUUUUUUGAUCAUGUUACUAAUAUGUUCAAUGUUGUUGGAGGAUCUUUCAAGCGCAGAGACUUGCUCCGUAUUCCCUAA
This is a messenger RNA of Nicotiana attenuata, 717 nucleotides long. RefSeq names its product zinc finger MYM-type protein 1-like. The coding region runs from base 1 to 717 and encodes 238 amino acids. The record is from RefSeq and is a predicted model, not a curated record. Lineage: Eukaryota; Viridiplantae; Streptophyta; Magnoliopsida; Solanales; Solanaceae. The transcript has a single exon.